Molecule: messenger RNA, 1164 nt
Organism: Linnemannia hyalina
Lineage: Eukaryota; Fungi; Mortierellomycota; Mortierellomycetes; Mortierellales; Mortierellaceae
Source: the annotation of a GenBank genome assembly
AUGAUCAGGAUAUUGGAGGACGAUCCCGUCACCAAUGCUGGCACAGGGUCGAACCUCAACCUAGACGGACUUGUCGAAUGUGAUGCCUCCCUCAUGGAUGGGACGACCCUCGGCUUUGGAUCUGUUGGUGCUGUGUCGGAUUUCAAAAACCCAAUUUCAGUGGCUGCAACGAUCUUACAGGAAUCGGAUCAAGGACCUCUAUCACUGGGCAGGAUCCCACCCAUCAUGCUAGUUGGUCCGGGAGUCGCGCAAUGGGUCGAUACGAUGGACUAUUCACCGUCACAUGCAGGUCUUGAAAGGGUUCCGCGGGUACUGUCAGCGGACGCAUUGGCAAAGGCGCGAGAACUUAUGUCGGAAACUGGAGAAGCAAAGGAGCAGGAUAAGGGGAAUUCUGGAGUAACAGAUUGUGAAUCAGUAGGUGGUUCCCUUGUCACGAUGGAGGCGCUGCGACGAUAUGUGCGGUUCCAGAGCAUGCUCAACAAGGCAGUUGUAGCAACUGGUUCAGAUUCAGGGACAACGGCCUUGGAUGGCCAAACGGAAUCACUACAGAAACCGGGUUCAAUCAAAGACAGUGACGGGAAAUCACGGAAGAGAAACAGGACUGGGACAGCCGAACCAAUGUCAAGCAAUUCAGGAUCCAGCACCAAACGACAAAAUGCGCAGGAGGCCUUGGAGAUUGACGACGAUCGGUUACAGGAUACAGUGGGGGCGAUCUGCAUCGACGGCCAAGGGCGCGUCGCAGCCGGGGUCAGCAGUGGAGGUAUUGCAAUGAAGUUUCCUGGACGCGUCAGUGAGGCGGCGCUAUUCGGAGCGGGGUGCUGGGCACAGGACGCGACAGAGGAAACGGACGGGUUCGCAUGCAGUCUGACAGGCGCGGGUGAGCAGAUCACAAAGACGCUCUUGGCCCGGACUUGUAUAGACACAUAUCUCGUGCAUGACGAUCUCUCGGAAGCGGCACAUGAGAUCUUGGACCGGUUUAUGAAGAGUCCACUGUUGAGGGGGUACCCUGACAAGCAUGCCGGAUGGAUUGGUGUUAGGGUCGAUCGGGAGGCUGAUGGGAGGGCAGAGUUGGUUUUUGCUCAUACUACUCAGACCAUGACAGUCAUGUCCAAAAAGAACCCUGAAUCGACCAAAGUCGUCUCCACACGAAUGGUCAAACUGUAG